This is a messenger RNA of Pterocles gutturalis (yellow-throated sandgrouse), 498 nucleotides long. Its product is annotated as epithelial-stromal interaction protein 1-like. The transcript is spliced from 6 exons. The record is from RefSeq and is a predicted model, not a curated record. The annotation marks the transcript as partial. Lineage: Eukaryota; Metazoa; Chordata; Aves; Pterocliformes; Pteroclidae.
AUGUCUGGGGUUGGAGGAUGGAGGGAAGGCAGUAGGUACAGGAUGGCAGAUACCUCCAGUACCCCAUUUUCCUCUCGAGGUUACCUCUGGGAUGGCAACAAUAAAGCAGAGGAGGCUGAAAACCCUCAGCAGCUGACAACACCUGUAGAGGAGCGAAGUGGCCAAGCAUCAGCCUACCAACAACAGCAAGAGCAGCAUAUAAAACCGUAUGUCUUGAUAACUCCAAAUGAAACCAGAAGAAACCAGUUGCAACAAAUUGCUAAGAAAGAGCUUGAUGACCUGGAGCGGUGGAAGGAAGAGCACAGGCCAGGGCCAAUUAAGCUGGUUCCACAGAGACUGGGUGGAAAGGAAUCAGAGGCUCAAGCAAGGACAAAACAGCAAAUGAUGCUCAUGCAAUCUAAAUACCAGCAAAAGCACAAGAGAGAAAAAUAUGUAGAAGCAAAAAAGGCAACUGAAAAAGCUGAAAUCCUGAAGAAGAAAGCUAUUCAGAGAGAAAAG